AUGUAAAUAUUAGAAUAUUAAAAAAUACAGAGGAAUUAGUAAUGGUUUAAAAAAAAUUUAUAAAUUUAUAUUAGUCAAAAAAGGAGCUCAUAAAGAUUAAGAAUUUUAUAAUGGAGAUAAAAUGAUAUCUAUCAAGAAUAUAUAAUGGUAGAUUUUAUUUUAUUAAUUUACUACCAAAUAAUUCAAACAAUUGAUAAGAAUUCAAAAUUAGAUGUGACAUUGAUUAAUCUAGAAAAAGAGAUACUAAAAUUGCAGGAAAAGUUGGUCAAAAUCAAAGAAAUUAUAUAUUUCCUUUUAUUAAAUUUAACCCUAAGUGUCAAUUAUUGA
Messenger RNA from Paramecium sonneborni, 327 nucleotides. The record is from the annotation of a GenBank genome assembly. NCBI's taxonomy places the organism in Eukaryota, Ciliophora, Oligohymenophorea, Peniculida, Parameciidae.